Messenger RNA from Fusarium pseudograminearum CS3096, 909 nucleotides. RefSeq lists its product as uncharacterized. Gene Ontology annotation, molecular function: methyltransferase activity. Bases 1 to 909 code for a protein of 302 amino acids. NCBI's taxonomy places the organism in Eukaryota, Fungi, Ascomycota, Sordariomycetes, Hypocreales, Nectriaceae. The transcript is spliced from 5 exons. The record is from RefSeq and is a predicted model, not a curated record.
AUGGAUUCGAAAGAAAUCUACGAGGAAGUCCACAAGCGCUACGGAUCAGUGACCAAGACCACCACUGGAAAAUAUGAGCAAACCGUGGCCAAAGCAUUUGGCUACACAGAAGAAGAGCUCGCAGGGAUUCCCGAUGGUGCAAACCUUGGAUUAAGCUGUGGCAAUCCGACUGCUUUGGCAAAAUUGAGAGAGGGAGAAACUGUGAUUGAUCUUGGUUCUGGUGCUGGCUUCGAUGUUCUCACAGCUGCCAAGAAAGUCGGUCUUGCGGGUAAGGCAAUUGGCGUCGACAUGAACAAGAACAUGAUAGACAAGGCCAACUCCAACAAAGCAGCCAUGAAAAUCUCAAACGUCGAAUUCGUCCAAGGCACCAUUACAUCUGUCCCACUCAAUGACGCUACGGCGGAUUGUAUCAUCAGCAACUGCGUCGUCAACCUCGUACCUGCUUCAGAGAAACAGCUCGUGUUCAAUGAAAUGUUCAGACUCCUCAAGCCAGGCGGACGCGUCGCUGUCAGUGAUAUCUUGGCGCGCAAGGAGUUUACCGAUGAUAUCAGAAACAACAUUGCCCUGUACGUUGGAUGCAUCGCUGGUGCUAGUCCUGUUGGCGAUUAUGAAGCCUUUCUCAAUAAUGCGGGUUUUCAAAAUGUUCUUAUUGUUGACACUAAGAGCGACUUGAAUGUCUAUUUUACUGCUCACGAGAAUGAGUCUUCAUGCUGUGGCAAUGAACAGACAAACUCAGCUUGUGGAGCUGGCUUAUCGACAUGCGCUCCUCAGAAUUCGUCCACAGAAUUGGCUGAUGAUCAAGAUAUACUUGGUGAUCGUCUGGGAAUCGCCGACUUUAAUGAGUGGGCAGGCUCAUUCCAGGUGUAUGCUGUUAAGCCUUUGUCCAUUCAAGACGAUAAAUCUACCUAA